GCAACCAAUUCGUUUUUUGCACGAUUUUGAGACGAGAAGAUAAAGAAAACAUGAACAACUCCAAUGUAAACCUCACCAUAACUGAAUUACUAACAGACUCUGCAACUCUUUUCAUUUCGCUCAUGGACAUUUUAGAAGUUUGCGUGUGCAGCAUCAAUAUCCUGUUUGGUUCUCUUAUUCACUCUUAUGUUAUAUGGCUCAUCGUCACAGGAACAGAAAACAAAAUUGCAUCCGAGUUUUUCAACCUGAAUCUCUCUAUCUGUGAGAUUGGAAUCUGUCUAUAUUGUUUUUUCAAUAUACUGUUCAUUUGGUUUUCAAGUUUUGACUUAGUGGAACAUUUUACAUCAGGACUAGGCGUCACCGGUCGUCCUCUGUUUCAGUGUCUGAUCUGUGUCGACCGUUACCUGGCUGUGGUUCAUCCUGUAACCUUUCUGAAGUACAAACCUCUCAGAUACAGACUGAUGUGUUGCGCUGCUGCCUGGAUCAUUUGCCUUGGCUCUUGUUUGUGUGCUAUGUUUGUGUCUACCUUAAAAAUUUUUGCAUGGUUUUUAUCACUGCAGUUCCUCGUCUUUCUUUCCGUUCAGUUGUAUUGUUGUGUGGCUGUUCUCAGAGCUCUGAAGCAGUCAGGACCAGGAGAGAGAGCAAGAGAGAGAGAGGAGGAAAAUCAAGUGAAGAGAAAAGCAUUUCAUCUCAUUCUAAUAAAUACUGUAAACACAGUCAUCAUAUACCUGCCAUAUUGUGUCAUAGGAUUUAUUGAUAUUUUCUCAGAAAUGCGUAUUUCAGCUCUUUGGUUUAUUGGUUUUGUGUGUUAUGUUUCGGUUGGUUUUGUACAUCCGAUUUUUUUUCUGCAGAGAGCCGGAAAACUUUCUUGCUGCUGUUCACUGUAA
Messenger RNA from Misgurnus anguillicaudatus (oriental weatherfish), 887 nucleotides. The record is from RefSeq and is a predicted model, not a curated record. NCBI's taxonomy places the organism in Eukaryota, Metazoa, Chordata, Actinopteri, Cypriniformes, Cobitidae.